GUGGUGACUGUUUCCUUCCGCUCCCCCCUCCCUCCCUCCCCAAACGCAAUCUCUCUGGGUUAAUGAGGAAGGAGAGGCAUUCUGCAUUAUUAUUAUGAUGAUUAUAAAAAAAAACCCCGAACAGCAAGGACAAUAGUGAAACUGAAUUUUAGUGCCUUUAUUGGAACUUUUCUAAUAUCCUUUUUACGUUUUUUGCUAUGUUUCUUUUUCUAUGGAGGGUUUAUGCAGAAAGUUUUUGGAUUAGUUUUUUUGGGGGGGGGGAAGGGAUGUCUUUAGUUGUAUUUUUUGUGCCUGUGUCUUAUUAGAAAAUAAUUGUAAGGGACAAGAUCAAUACAUUUUCUGUUUUCAGAAAUAUUAGGCAGAAGAGCUGUUUCAUUUCCUCCCCAUAUUCAUUCUCUGAUUUACACUUUUUUUGAAAGCAGAGUUAGACAGGUUACCACUUAUCUCAGUUUUACUUUUCUUUUUUCCUUUAAUAGAAACUUUUAUUAUUGUGAGCAUUACACUUGUCUGGUUAAUUUUUUUAGCCUUUUUCAUUCCCCGUUAUUGGAAAGACUACGAUUUUCAGUACAUUAAUUGGAACCUCUGCCCCCUCCCCCGCUUCUUGACUCCCCCCUCCCAUGGCUGUGAUGCUUUCCUUAUGCGUUUCCCCUUCCCCAGAAAAAUAGAAUUUUGGGAGGGAGGUAUCCUCCAGGUUUCCUUAAUUUUUUUUAUUAAAAAGGACUUAGAAAACAUCAGACUUGAGCUUCUUCCUCCUCUUCAAGAGAUCGGUGUGCAAAGGAAAUCUCCUUUGUUUCCAUUAUUUAUAUGCUGUCAAGUUUUGAAGUGGUGAUCUUUAGAGGCGGGACUGAGUAUGGAUCAUUUGAACGAGACAACUCAGGGGAAAGAACAUUCAGAAAUGUCUAACAAUGUAAGCGAUCCGAAGGGUCCACCAGCCAAAAUUGCCCGCUUGGAGCAGAAUGGGAGCCCAUUAGGAAGAGGAAGACUUGGAAGUACAGGAACUAAAAUGCAAGGAGUGCCUUUAAAACACUCUGGACAUCUGAUGAAAACACAUGCUAGAAAAGGAACCAUGCUUCCAGUUUUCUGUGUAGUGGAACAUUAUGAAAACUCCAUUGAGUAUGAUUGCAAAGAAGAGCAUGCAGAAUUUGUUUUGGUAAGGAAGGACAUGCUAUUCAACCAGCUGAUUGAAAUGGCAUUGCUGUCGCUUGGAUAUUCUCAUAGCUCUGCUGCUCAAGCAAAAGGACUAAUCCAGGUUGGGAAAUGGAACCCAGUUCCUCUCUCCUAUGUGACAGAUGCCCCAGAUGCUACAGUAGCUGACAUGCUGCAGGAUGUUUAUCACGUGGUCACACUGAAAAUCCAGUUGCACAGUUGCCCUAAACUAGAAGACUUGCCUCCUGAACAAUGGUCUCACACAACAGUAAGAAAUGCUCUGAAGGACUUACUGAAGGAUAUGAACCAGAGUUCAUUGGCCAAGGAAUGUCCCCUUUCACAGAGUAUGAUUUCUUCCAUUGUGAACAGCACUUACUAUGCAAACGUCUCGGCAGCAAAAUGUCAGGAAUUUGGGAGGUGGUAUAAACAUUUCAAGAAAGCAAAAGAUAUGAUGGCUGAAAUGGAUAGCCUUUCUGAACUAUCCCAACAAGGUGCCAACCACGUCAACUUUGGACACCAACCAGUCCCAGGGAACACAGCUGAACAGCCUCCAUCCCCUGUUCAGCUUUCUCAUAGCAGUCAACCACCUGUUCGGACCCCACUUCCAAACCUGCAUCCUGGACUUGUAUCUACUCCCAUUAGUCCUCAGUUGGUAAAUCAGCAACUGGUAAUGGCCCAACUGUUAAACCAGCAGUAUGCAGUGAACAGACUUCUAGCCCAACAGUCCUUAAACCAACAGUACUUGAACCAUCCUCCUCCGGUCAGCAGAUCCAUGAACAAGCCGUUGGAGCAGCAGGUCUCAACUAACACAGAGGUGUCUUCCGAAAUCUACCAGUGGGUGCGUGAUGAAUUGAAACGAGCAGGAAUCUCGCAGGCAGUUUUUGCACGUGUGGCAUUUAACAGAACUCAGUGGAAAAGCAAUUGGCAUGUUGUGGAAAAAAAGCAAUGCAGGAAAGAAGUUACAAACUAUAUGCUGAAAUUUGUUUGCAGUAGGAAUCCAGCUACAAUCAGUACAACUAAGGGCUUGCUCUCAGAAAUCCUGCGAAAGGAAGAAGACCCCAAGACCGCAUCACAAUCUUUACUGGUAAACCUUCGGGCUAUGCAGAAUUUCUUGCAGCUGCCGGAAGCAGAAAGAGAUCGAAUAUACCAGGAUGAAAGGGAAAGAAGUUUGAAUGCAGCUUCUGCAAUGGGCCCCACACCUCUUAUAAGCACACCGCCCAGCCGACCAACACAAGUAAAAACUACGGCUAUUGCAACAGAAAGGAAUGGAAAACCAGAAAACAAUACUAUGAACAUUAAUGCUUCCAUUUAUGAUGAGAUUCAGCAGGAAAUGAAGAGAGCUAAAGUGUCUCAAGCAUUAUUUGCAAAGGUUGCAGCAACUAAAAGCCAGGGAUGGCUCUGUGAACUCUUGCGCUGGAAAGAAGAUCCUUCACCUGAGAAUAGAACCCUGUGGGAGAAUCUGUCAAUGAUCCGGAGAUUCCUCAGUCUUCCUCAGCCUGAACGAGAUGCCAUUUAUGAACAAGAAAGCAAUGCAGUUCAUCACCAUGGCGACAGGCCUUCCCACAUUAUCCACGUUCCAGCAGAGCAGAUUCAGAGCCCCUCUCCCACCAACCUUGGGAAAGGAGAGCAUAGAGGCGCUUUCUUACCUGGCCUGCUGACCACUGGACCUUGGCUGGGUGCUGCUCCCCAGCAGCAACAGCAGCAGCAGCAACAACAGCAGCAGCAGCAGCAGCAGCAACAACAACAACAGCAACAGCCACCACCACCAGGCCCCAGAUUACCCCCAAGGCAGCCAACAGUAGCAUCACCAGCUGAAUCUGAGGAUGAAAAUCGUCAGAAGACCCGCCCACGAACAAAGAUUUCCGUGGAAGCCCUGGGCAUCCUUCAGAGUUUUAUACAAGAUGUAGGCCUAUAUCCAGAUGAAGAAGCAAUCCAGACUCUUUCAGCUCAACUUGAUCUUCCCAAAUACACCAUCAUCAAAUUCUUUCAGAACCAGCGAUAUUAUGUCAAGCACCAUGGAAAGCUGAAAGACAACUCAGGCUUGGAGGUGGAUGUUGCAGAAUAUAAGGAAGAAGAGCUGCUUAAGGAUUUGGAAGAGGCUGCACAAGACAAAAAUACGAACACACUUUUUUCAGUAAAAUUAGAAGAAGAGUUAUCUGUAGAAGGGAACACUGACAUUAAUAAUGAGUUGAAAGACUGAUUGAAAAAGUAUUUAUUCAACAGUGUCACUGCUAUUUACUAAUGAAAUGAAAAUUCCAUCCUGUGUUCUGUCAGCAACCUCUAUUCAUUGUUUGGCCAAUGAAUCUUCCAAAACUUGCACAAAAGUUGAAAAAGGAUAAUGCAGACUGCACUAGAUAUUUUACAAUUUGCUUCAGAGCUACAUAUGAAGCAUUGAGGAUUGUUUCAUAUCAAUUUGUGUUCACUGGGUACACCAAGAUGUAUCCAAUAAGCAUGAUAUCUGUGGGUUGUUUUUUAUUAUUAUUAUUCUAGAGCUUUCAGACAAGCAUUACUUUUGUGAUUUAUUGUUUUGGUUUUGGUUUAUUUUCCAAUUAUUACUGUUAACACUCCACACUUGAUCUUUGAAAGCUCACAUUUAUUUAAAUAAUAGAAGAAGAAGAAAAAGAAGAAGAGUUUGUUACUCUUGCUCUAUUGUAUGUUACAAAAGAACUAUAGACUGUGGGAUGCAGUUUAAAGUUAACAUAUGCCAACAAAUGCCUUGUAUUAUAUGGCACUGCCGUAACUCAGAUUUGUUUUCUUUUCAGAAAUAAGAGGUCACUGUAUCUUUUUCAUUCUCAUUCUCAUUGUUACAUGAUUUUUUGAAAACAAAAUGUGAAACACUGUUUUAUCCCCAUUAUUUAUUUGUAGAUCCUACAGCAUCAUGUUGUAAUUAAUUUUUAGAAGUUUCCGUUAAAUGUAAUAUUGCUUCUCUUGUUAUCAUACUGAUUUUUUUUUCUAUUUAUAAAUGUAUUUUGAUGGGCAGUAAAACAAAGUGUCUUAAAAGUUUUAAAUAGAGAAAAUGUGCUUUACACAGUUGCCUAUAAAAAGUGCUCUAUGUUAUCCAAGCAAUUCAUACUAUAAGCUUCACUCUUAUUGUUGUAUGCAAUUUUUACUAUCAUGCAAAUAAGCUUAGGUAAAUAAAACUAAUAGAUCACCUUAGAAACUUAUGCAAUUAAUGUGAAAAUAAUUGAUGUUUGCAAUGUGUCUUCCUUUGGUUUACAAUCAAUUUUAAAGCUACAGCUGUAUAAAUUUUCUGUAUAAAGGUGUAUUUCUUUUUUAUGAGUUUAUUGCUAUGAAAACACCAGUUAUUUUGUUACAGCUGGCUGUUUUUAUAAGUGUAUCACAAUUUUCUUUAAGCAGAAAUGUUCUGACUAGGAGUGGUUAUUGACUGUAACUACACAAUUAAAAUUGUUUGUAUGGUAUGAUACGA
Lacerta agilis (Sand lizard) is the source of this 4573-nucleotide messenger RNA. RefSeq names its product SATB homeobox 1 (gene SATB1). Bases 851 to 3346 code for a protein of 831 amino acids. Gene Ontology annotation, biological process: chromatin remodeling; regulation of transcription by RNA polymerase II. The record is from RefSeq and is a predicted model, not a curated record. Gene Ontology annotation, molecular function: RNA polymerase II cis-regulatory region sequence-specific DNA binding; DNA-binding transcription factor activity, RNA polymerase II-specific. The transcript has 13 exons. NCBI's taxonomy places the organism in Eukaryota, Metazoa, Chordata, Lepidosauria, Squamata, Lacertidae.